AUCAGUUGCUCGUUGCGAUAACCGCGCACUGUACCUGCGUGUUUUACCUUUUUAACCCAAUGUUCAAUUUUGACACGGAAAAAUUGCUUUGUUAACCUUUCAUUUUGGUCAAAUUGUGUUCUAUUCUCAGUGCUUUAAUGUUUUGUUUAAACAAGUGAUUUAGAUUCUAGCCGUCUAUCGUAUAUUUUGUACGCCACUGAAAUGGUGUAUUAAGUCAUCGUUUUACAGUAAAUAGGUACAUUCACAUGAGAAGCUUAGUUUCAAGUGUUGUGUGUAUGGGUUUGAUUCGCAUAAAAUUAUACUAUAUGGUCUUACAUUAAGGAUGAUAUUUGAAUGUGUUUCUGGUAUAAUCUUACGUUAUGUGUUCUUUAGAUAGAAAUGUUGCAUUUUGUAGCCGUUAGAUAGGGAGCGAAUAUAUCUUAACAGAAAUUAUCCGAACAAUGUUGAAGUCUACAUAAUAAAGAGGUUUUGUUUAUAUUUAUAUACAGAAUGAAAUGCAGGUAAUAUUUCAACAUUAUUUCUAUGGAGAUAAGACUCAAUACAAUAUUCAUAUAGUAUAUGGAAUGAAUGGUGCUCUACUAGUGAAUACUAUUGUUAAAAUAAAAGCAUAAACUUGUAUAUUUCUUUGUAUCGAUCAGUUUCUAUGAUCGAUCUAUUAUAACAAAACUAGCGAUGAUUCAACCAUGAAUAAUUUUAUCAAAACGUAAUUGAAUUGAAUUUAUGCGUGUACUUGUGUCGAUAAUAGAAUUUAAAAGUAACAUUUUAUACAAUUUGAAUUACUUGCUAAUAUUUGAAAAUCGAAGUAUUAACUUUGUCUUAAAAGUCCUUAAGAUAACACAAAACGAUAAGAAAAUGGAAACAGUUGAGUCAAACACUGAAACAGGAAACGUGAAAAGUAGUGAUGAUGUCACCGAAGUGAAAAGUGAAGUGUCAGUGAAAGAAGAAGUGGAUGAAGGUGAUGAAAUAGUAAAGCCUACUAUCAACAGGGAGAAUCGAUUGACGAGUAUCAUCGAUCAAUUGAGAUGCCAGACUAAGUUGAAAGGAAACACGCAGCGUGACAACUAUAACUUCACAUCAAAUAACGGUGAAGGCGGCGGCGGCGGCGGCGGCGCGGCGCGGCGGUGUGCGCGCGAUGCGGCGGCGUCGCCGGCGCACGCGCACGCGCCGACGCCGACGCCAGCGCCGCCCGUGCAAGCGCAACCCCACGUUAAAAACGAGCGUCUGAGCCCACAUGACUCAAACGCUUCCAGAUCACGUAGUGUGACGCCGUCGACAUCGUCAUACCCGGGCACGCCGCCGGAGCGCGGCAGCCCGCACGCACCCCCGCACCCUGCGCCGGCGCAUCCGCCACGAAACUAUUCAGACAUAAUGCGCUCGCUAGCUGCACGAUACAACACACAUCCUAACAAUGAUUAUCUGUACCGCAUGAAUGGCUUCGGUGUGGAUCGAACAACGACAUCUCCUGCGCACGCGGACGCAACCGAUGCGCCUCUCGGUGGACUUUUCACGAAGCUAGCGAAGCAACAAGGUGGCCCGCCACGGCUACCUGCCUUUCCUGUUAUGCUCGAUAUGAGCUCUACUAAAACUUUGCUGGCGAUAUCACGGGUGCACCGUAGCGGGAGGUCGCGGCGCAAGCGCAUCGGUACGGGAGCGCCCGCCGACCACUCCCCGCUCGACCUGUCCGCGGCGGGCGAGAGCGCCGCCAAGCGGGCGCGACUAUCCGCCAGCCCUAGCACGCGCAGUGAUAGCGAAGACCGAGAUAGGAUCUCUAAUGAUGAUCGAAGUGAAGCCCGUAGUGACUGCAUGUGCGCAGAGGCUCGCGCUCGGCUUACGGCGUGGUCGGUAGACGAAGUAUGCGAUUUCGUCAAUUCCAUAGACAGCUGUGCGGAAUACGCAUCGAACUUUCGGGACCAAAGAAUCGACGGCGCAGUUUUGCCUCUCGUCACCGAGGAUCAGCUAACAGGGAUGCUUCAAAUGAAGCUAGGUCCAGCUUUAAAAUUAAAAGUAGCAUUGGCGAGUAGGCUAGAACCUUGUGCCCAGUGUCAAGCCCUGAAUCCGACCUCGAACACAAACUUAGCACAACCUACAGGGCCCCGAAUAAAUGGUGCAGCACUCAAACCUGAACCAAGAAGUAACACCACCAGUCCCAGUUAAAACUUAAACGUUUGAUUUAUGUUAGUUUUUUAAGUUUCAAUUUUAUUUUGUUCAUUUAUCGCAUGCUUAAAUUUAUACCAUAGAGAAUUUGAUUAAUAAAUGAAACGUUGAAUGUUAAAAAAAAUCUAACUAAGCAGUAUGAGCUAUGGUCUGCGUCUCUCGUCUAUUUAAGAAAUGUGUAUUUAUUCUUGUAUGCGACACAAAACUUUUUACGUCAUUGUUUUUCAAAUUGAAAUAAAAUUUUCUAUGAAACUAAUUUAAAGCAUGUUAAUAAUUUGUAAAUAACCGAAAAUAUCGCAAAAACAAACCCCAUACAAACGUAUUUAAUAUUUAGUUUUAUAAUAAAUAAUCGGACUAUACUUUUCCAUAUUGUCAGAAUUAAAUAUAGGUACUAAACCUUGUUUUACACAAACUAUAUGCUUGAAAAAUUUUUAAAUGCCAGUUCCAUAUAUGCAAGUGAAAAAAUUGCAAAAAAUGUCAUUGUUAUAAAUAAUUUAUAACUACUUAAAUACAUGAUGAAUAAAAGACACAAAUACCGGUUUCUCUCACAUUAUCAUAAUAAUUUCUAGUUAAUUUAAUUUAUAGUCAAUUUGGUUCACGAACGUAAAGUCUUCCUGAUAUAGAUUUUGCAUUUAGUUACGUUUUAAGUGCUUUAGAUUAUUAUUAGUGAUUAUCUUAGUUUUUUUUUUUUUUCUAAUAAAUGUAAAUACAAUUUGUUACAACGUAUUACCGUCCAAAUGUUUUAACUGUUAUUUUAUAUGUGAUUGUGGAAUGUUAUGUUCGUUUGUCUAUUAAAAAUGUUUGUCUAUUGUUUAUUUUUUAUGAUAACUAAACUGUUUUAUAUAUAAUACAAAUUAUUUGUUUGAAUAAAAUAAGUAUGUUGGUGAACUGAUACACAAAAAUAUAAUGACAGAUAAAAAUGAACAUAAAACUAAAAAAAUCAACAAUUUAAAAUAUGGGCACUAAAACUCAUUAUUGUGAUGUAUUUUCACACUAGUUAGUUUUAGUGUUUUAUACAUAUUUUAUACAUAUACAUAUUAAAUACAUGUGUAUUUUCAUUUCAGCAUAAACAAAACUUCGUAUUUACUUAAAAUAUGAAUACAUAAAAUUCAUUGUAUUCUCAUUAGUGAAACAAAUUAAAAUUUUCUCACAAACAUAUAUUUUAUUUAUUGUAUAUCACAUUAAUUAAUCCCGUAGCAUACAAUAUUUUGGGAUUCGUAAUAUUAAAAGUUUUCGGUGCUAAGAGACCCUGCGAUAAGUAUUUCAUAUAAUGUAUAAUAUAUUUGUAUAUAACGGCCGCAAUGUAAAAAUAUUACUUUAAUAUUUGAGGCUACUACUGUCGUUAUAAUACAGGGUCACAAAGUUAUAUGUUUGUAUAUAAAUUAUACAUGUAUAGUUAAAAGAUGUAUAGUUUAUACAUACAUCAUUUAUAAAUAGCAUUUAUUUAUGCCACACCUGAAUAAAGCUCAGUAUGAUACCGUUUACAAUAAAUUGUUACAAUAUAUUAGAAAUAGUUAGAAUAUAUUUGUAUAAAUUUAUCUGCAACACGAUUUUGCCUGUAUAUUUUUUGUGUAACUGUUUUGUAUAUAUUACAAUCCAAUGUCCUUUUCAUUUUAUUAGACGAUAACAAUAAAAAUGUAAAGAAAUAUUUUUUACCUGUGGUAAUCUCCUUAAUUGCCAAAAUAGUAUAUAUAAGAUCUAUAUACAUACAAUAUUUUCAUUAUUACGAAGUUCAGCGAAUAUAUAAGAAAUUGAGGGUGCUAAUAAUGGUAUAGAUGCAUAUAAUAAUGUCUGUGCCUUUAUGUCGGUCUUCCUUUGUAAAUUUAGUAAAUAAAUACUUUAUAUAAAGAAAAAAUGUUUUCCACAAGUAUUACGGUUCUACGCUUUAAAUCUGAUGAUAAUAAUAAAACUAAUUAUACUAUAUUAGAAUGUAAUGAAUCGACGAAUUUGUUUAUAGGUGAUUUUUUUAUGUUAAUAUAAAUAGAUCAUUGCUUUUAUCAUGUAACUAACGUAAUUUGUACGGACCAGUGACUUAAAUGUGUAAACGAUGUACAGAUGGUGCGUUAAACAAUUUUAUGUAUAUAUAAUAUGCAGGAAUAGGUACAUCUUUUCUAUUAAACUUAAUACAGGAAAAAUUAAUAAUAUUUGUUGUAUAGAAUGGUUAUAAUUUAUAGACAUUUUUAUGUCAAAUAUACACACACAACACAAUACGUUACAUAAAUAUUGUUUAGUAUUAUUUUUCAUAUCAGAUAUAUGUCAGUCAGGUCUAUGAAUGCAAUAAAUCAAAUUUGUUUAAUAUAUCUGUCAUCAAAACGUAAUAAAUAAAAAGAAUCUCGAAAAACAAUGAAAACAAUAAUUAGGCCGGCCGAUUGUAUGGCUCAUAUUUAUUUCCUCUAAUCUAAUUAUGAAUCAAAAUUAACUGAUAUUAAUUUCUAAUAUUUACGAAUUAUCAUAUGUUCGGUUUUUUUUUCUUUUGUCACGUUUAAAUUAGGUAAAUAAAUUGCUAUCAAUUGUUGUUAUUACUAGUUAAAUGUUGGUACCACCGUCCUAUCAUAUUACUUAAAUAUACAUAGAUGUUUAUUAAAAUUAUUUACAAUUGUUGCAUUUAAUCGAUAAUUAAAAGUUUUUGAAUUAAUAGCAUACCUUGUAUAGCUAAUGCGAUCUUAAAAAAUAUAACUAAUAAAUUCAUGUUCAAUUUAACAAUAUUUAAAUGUACUCACCAUGCCAAAUGUUUUUAUGGCUAAAUCACUACAUAGUAUAGUCGCUUCCCGCCUGCCUGUCCCUAUGUAUACAUAAAUCUUUAAAACUACACAACGGAUUAUGACGCGUUUUUUUUUUAUAGAUAGAGUGAUUCAAAAGGAAGGUUUAUAUGUAUAAUACAUGCAUAAUAUAGUAGAGAAACACUGAUAAUUUUAGAGGUUUCUAAUGUGAUGUGUUGUAAUAUGCACCCGUACAAAGCCGGGGCGGGUCGCUAGUAUAUAUAUAACUAUAUAUAUAACUAACUACUCACCCCAACUUCGCACGGGUAUACUUUUCAAUAUAAUAAAACGUUUUCUUUCAUACAAACCUUAUCUACUUAUGAACACAGCAACAAACAAAUUAGCCAAAUACGUGUACCCGUUCGAAAAUGAUAUACGAGUAAGUACGCUUACAUACAUUUUCAAUUAAUUUUUUUUUAUAGAUUCACAACUGCGUAUAAUUUAAUUAAAUUUAACAAAAACGAGAUUUGUGGCUUCGCACUACUUAAUGUAACCAUUCUAUAUCAACAUGUAUAAUAAUUUACAGGCAUAAAGAUUUCUGAUUUCGAGAAAUGGAAAUCGUUCUGAGUACUUAAAACUUCCAGUCUUUAUUUUUUAUUAUAAUUUUUGUUGACGAUAUGUUAUCACCAUUCUCGACUAAUUUAAUACCAUUCAAACGUACUUAUAACACAGUAUUUUUUUGCAAAUGUAUUUAAAAAUUAUGAUUUGUAAAAAGUAAAAUCAACUCUGACUAUACCUAAUUUCAGCCAACAACUUUUUGUUAAAUCAACUUUUGACAGUAAAAUAUUUUAUUGUUUUAGUUGUGUCAAAGUUGAUUCAAUGCUUUUUAUAAAUUAUACAAUUCCUGUCUCAAUGACGAUGAUGAUGAAUCUAUCAUUGAUGAUUGACAGUGACCUACCUCUCUAUCUACCACUAUAUAUUUAUAUUCGUAAUUUGCGUUUUGCAAAAGAAUUCCUUUGGAUGCUUUUGAAUUAAAAAAUAAAGCUGAUUUUAACGACGUCAGCGAUAGGGUUCUAUUUUCAAAAAUCAACAAAACCAUUGAUUUUCGAAUGAACUUUAUUGCGAAAGGUACUAAGUACAAUUUUAUUUUAUUCUGAACGAAUUCUCUUGUUAAACACACUCUUGUACCUACGUUAUGUAAAGCAGCUAUGAUUUACCUGCGAUUUUCCCCAUACAAAGAACCUGUAUGUUUGUUGUAUUUAGUGAAUAAUGAUUGUGUAUAACGAGACAUGGUUUUAGUCACUUUGUUAAUCGAAAAUUGUACUUAGAUAAUGAAAAUAACUUGUUUAGCUAGUAAUCGAGGAUUCUUUAAUCCAAAAAUAAGUAUUUAUGUGGAGAGAAUAAAACGAUGAUUUUAUUGAAACUA
This is a messenger RNA of Galleria mellonella (greater wax moth), 6279 nucleotides long. Its product is annotated as mucin-1-like. Bases 721 to 2154 code for a protein of 477 amino acids. The transcript is spliced from 8 exons. The record is from RefSeq and is a predicted model, not a curated record. Gene Ontology annotation, molecular function: protein binding. Gene Ontology annotation, cellular component: PRC1 complex. NCBI's taxonomy places the organism in Eukaryota, Metazoa, Arthropoda, Insecta, Lepidoptera, Pyralidae.